Messenger RNA from Lachancea meyersii CBS 8951, 966 nucleotides. The record is from the annotation of a GenBank genome assembly. NCBI's taxonomy places the organism in Eukaryota, Fungi, Ascomycota, Saccharomycetes, Saccharomycetales, Saccharomycetaceae.
AUGCUUGAAUCGGCUCGUGAGCUUCUAAAAGGAUGGUUUGGUGGCCAAGAUGAGCGUAAGCGGGAGCAUGGCUCGUUGGACAAGUGGAGGAGACGACAUUACGCGGAAGAUCGACGUUCUAACGUAGCACAACGCCUUCGUAAAAGAAACCCUAAAAGCUAUCGGAGAACGGACCAAAACGCCAUGAGACGGGGCUCUACGGGACUGUGGACCACAGUGAAAAGCGUGUUUUCGCCUAAGGAUCAGGAGUUGCAGCAAAUGCGCAGCGCAUACGCAGAUUAUAAAGUGCCCAGUUACUCGGACACAGCCAGAACAAGUGCGCAAGUGCAGCGACGAAUCGCUACCAGCGCAGCACUCAAACGUAAGUUCCUGGAAAAACAAUACGACGACAAGCUUCUGGACCAGCUGAGACGCGGCAGAAGCUUGGAACCUAAGCCGGUUUCGCGGUUCUCGCGGCCGUUGCCCCACUACGAAACCGACCACCUUGUUAUCUUGCAACACAAGGUUGAAGCCCUGACCGCCAAAGUCGGGUCGCUGGAGCGGGAUCUCCAGCUGACUCACAAGAAGCUGAUGUUUGCGCGGGAGAAAAAUGCCUUGUUGGAGAGCCUCGUGAACGACGCCAAUGUGGACGAUGAGUAUGUCAAGUCUCGGCGACGCAUCACCAAUUUUCAGAAAAAUGACCUAAAGCCCGAGUUUGGAGCGCUGCCGCCAUCGCCACGUCGGGCAGUGAGUCCGCUGGUUACGUCCAGCCCCAUACGGCUGCCCUACCUCGACGAAAAUGAUGAUGAAGACGACGACGACAUUAAUGACAUCGAUAACCACCUAAAACCAAGGUCUUGUUUUUACGAAAAAUAUCCUAGAAUACCCACCACAGAACCCAUGCAGAAGGAUCCUGAAAGCUCACUCUCACCCAUCAGAGUAGAUCUCGCCAAGUACUCGACUUCAAGAGACCGUUUUGGAGACUAA